CUCACGUCCCGUCAUCACUGUAGGAGAUGUGGGAUAACAUGGGAUGGUGUUUUUGAUAUUCUCUGUUCUUAUGCAGGCCUAGCUUCUCCAAGUGCACUAACACCAGUAGCAUCCCCUUACGGUAACAGGCAGAAGUCUACCACUCCGGUUACAAAGCCUUUGGAAGAAAUUGAAGCUAGGCCUGAUAUGCAAUUGGAAUCAGAUAUGAAGCUCGACAAGCUGGAGUCGUUCUUGGGAAGGCUGAAUAACAAAGUUGCUGGAAUGCAAGAGACAGUGCUGACAGUUACAGGAAAAUCUGUGAAAGAAGUGAUGAAGUUGGAUGAUGAUGAAACAUUUUCCAAAUUUUACCGCCAUGUGGAUUUCCCUUCCUCCUCGGUGCCUUUGGACCUUGAUGAGGACUUUGAUGCCAUCUUUGAUCCUUAUGCACCAAAGUUAAUAUCCUCUGUAGCAGAGCACAAACGUGCAGUAAGGCCUAUGCGCAGGGUUCAGUCCUCCAGAAACCCCCUGAAAAUGCUGGCAGCAAGAGAAGAUAUUCUUCAUGAGUACACUGAACAAAGACUGAAUGUUGCUUUCAUGGAAUCAAAGCGAAUGAAAGUAGAAAAAAUGUCUGCAAACUCAAAUUUCUCAGAAGUAGCACUUGCUGGUUUGGCAAGCAAGGAGAACUUCAGCAACGUUAGUCUGCGGAGUGUUAACCUAACAGAGCAAAAUUCUAACAACAGUGCUGUGCCAUACAAGAAGUUAAUGCUGCUGCAAAUUAAAGGAAGAAGACAUGUUCAAACAAGAUUAGUUGAACCAAGGGCCUCAUCACUGAACAGUGGAGACUGUUUCCUAUUGUUAACUCCACAUCUCUGUUUCUUAUGGGUAGGAGAGUUUGCAAAUGUCAUUGAAAAAGCAAAGGCUUCAGAACUUGCAACUUUGAUUCAGACAAAGAGGGAACUUGGCUGUAGAGCUUCUUAUAUACAGACUAUAGAAGAAGGAAUAAACACCCAUACCCAUGCAGCCAAAGACUUCUGGAAGCUCCUUGGUGGCCAAGCAAAUUACCAGUCUGCUGGAAGACCUGAAGAGGAUGAAAUGUAUGAAGCUGCCAUAAUAGAAACUAAUUGCAUUUACCGUCUUGUAGAAGAUAAACUCAUUCCUGAAGAUGACUACUGGGGAAAGAUGCCAAAAUGUACCCUGCUACAACCAAAAGAGGUGCUCGUAUUUGAUUUUGGCAGUGAAGUGUAUGUCUGGCAUGGAAAGGAAGUUACUUUAGCACAAAGAAAAGUAGCAUUCCAGCUGGCAAAACACUUGUGGAAUGGCACCUUCGACUACUCAAAUUGUGACAUAAAUCCUCUGGACCCAGGAGAAUGUAAUCCCCUCAUACCCAGAAAGGGACAAGGACGUCCAGAUUGGGCCGUGUUUGGCAGGCUAACAGAACAUAAUGAGACCAUACUGUUCAAAGAAAAAUUCCUUGAUUGGACAGAGCUGAAGAAACUCAAUGAGAAGAAUUCUAGUGAAUCCCUUCACCAGAAGGAAGAAUCCAAAUCUGAUUCUAAACCAUAUGAUGUCAUGCUAAUGGUACCUGUGCCUCAAACUGCUGUAGGCACAGUUCUGGAUGGAAUGAAUAUUGGCCGGGGCUAUGGACUUGUAGAAGGAGAAGAUGGGAGGCAGUUUGAAAUUAUCACUGCAUCUGUGGAUGUCUGGCACAUCCUGGAGUUUGAUUAUAGUAGACUGCCUAAACAAAGCAUAGGACAGUUCCAUGAAGGAGACACAUACGUGGUGAAGUGGAAGUACAUGGUGAGCACUACAGUUGGAAGCAGACAAAAAGGAGAGCAACAAGUAAGAGCGGUUGGAAAAGAGAAAUGCGUGUAUUUCUUUUGGCAAGGAAGGCACUCCACAGUGAGUGAGAAAGGGACAUCGGCACUGAUGACAGUGGAACUUGAUGAGGAGAGAGGAGCACAGGUACAAGUUCUUCAAGGGAAAGAACCGCCAUGCUUCCUGCAGUGCUUCCAAGGAGGGAUGAUUGUGCAUGCUGGAAGAAGGGAAGAGGAAGAAGAAAACGCACAAAGUGACUGGAGACUAUAUUGUGUGCGAGGAGAAGUUCCCAAUGAAGGAAACUUACUUGAAGUAGCAUGUCACUGCAGCAGCCUGCGUUCCCGGACAUCCAUGAUUGUCCUCAAUAUAAAUAAAGCUCUUAUCUAUCUGUGGCAUGGCUGCAAAGCACAAUCUCACACCAAGGAUGUAGGAAGAACAGCAGCCAAUAAAAUAAAAGAACAAUGUCCGCUGGAAGCAGGGCUGCACAGCAGCAGCAAGGUGACAAUACAUGAAUGUGAUGAAGGGUCAGAGCCUUUGGGAUUCUGGGAUGCAUUAGGAAGGCGAGAUCGAAAGGCCUAUGAUUGCAUGUUGCAAGGUAGACCUGCACUCCUGAGUUUGGCACUUCCAGUUUACUUCACUGGUCUAUAGUAUUGUCAGAUUUAA
This is a messenger RNA of Meleagris gallopavo (turkey), 2457 nucleotides long. NCBI's taxonomy places the organism in Eukaryota, Metazoa, Chordata, Aves, Galliformes, Phasianidae. The record is from RefSeq and is a predicted model, not a curated record.